CUAUAGUGUGGUCCCUGCUCAAGAGCUUUGAUCGCUAGCGCCGGCCCCAACGACUCGGAUCUUCGCAUCAAGAAAUUGUCCAGCAAGCCCCAGCAACCACCACAAGCCUCAGCGGCCAUCACUCGCCCACGGCACUUCCACACCACACCUUCACCCUCACACCCACCCCACAAUGGCUGCUUCAAGGCUCCUCCGACCCACCUCCCGCCUCGUGUCGGCGUCGCGGCCAGCGCCCGCCUUCCGACCAGCUUUCCGCGCCGCAGCCAUCACACCGUCAAUUGCGAGGAGAGGAUAUGCGUCGGGCCAGAAGGAGAUGACAGUGCGAGAGGCGCUCAACGAGGCCAUGGCCGAGGAGAUGGAGCGCAACGACAAGGUUUUCGUGCUCGGAGAGGAAGUCGCGCAAUACAACGGAGCUUACAAGGUCACAAAGGGCCUGCUCGACCGCUUCGGUGAGAAGAGGGUAAUCGACUCUCCCAUCACAGAGUCAGGUUUCGCCGGUCUGACCGUCGGUGCUGCGCUCGCUGGUCUCCACCCCAUUUGCGAGUUCAUGACCUUCAACUUCGCCAUGCAGGCCAUUGACCAGAUUAUCAACUCCGCCGCAAAGACCCACUACAUGUCCGGUGGUAUCCAGCCCUGCAACAUCACCUUCCGUGGCCCCAACGGUUUCGCUUCCGGUGUCGCUGCACAGCAUUCGCAAGAUUACACUGCGUGGUACGGAAGCAUUCCUGGAUUGAAGGUCGUUUCGCCAUACAGCGCCGAGGACGCCAAGGGUCUGUUGAAGGCUGCUAUCCGCGACCCUAACCCGGUCGUGGUUCUCGAGAACGAACUUCUGUACGGUCUUUCCUUCCCCAUGAGCGAGGAGGCCCAGAGAGACGACUUUGUCAUUCCCUUUGGAAAGGCCAAGAUCGAGCGCCCCGGCAAGGACCUCACCAUCGUCACCCUCUCCCGCUGCGUCGGCCAAUCCCUCGUCGCCGCCGAACAACUCAAGUCCAAGUACGGCGUCGAAGCCGAAGUCAUCAACCUGCGCUCCAUCAAGCCCCUCGACGUCGAAGCCAUUGUCAAGUCCGUCAAGAAGACCGGCCACAUGCUCUGCGUAGAAUCUGGUUUCCCCUCAUUCGGUGUUGCGUCUGAGAUUAUGGCGCUCACUUGCGAGUACGCCUUCGACUACUUGGAGGCGCCUCCUGCGCGUGUUACCGGUGCUGAGGUGCCCACGCCGUAUGCCCAGAAGUUGGAGGAGAUGAGCUUCCCCAGUGAGAGCUUGAUUGUGGAUUAUGCCGCCAAGCUUCUCCGCGUAUAGAUCCGGACUGUAAGGACAGGAGUUCGGUGACGCAGCUAUUCCAGCGUUUUUGUACUCGAUCGGUGCAUUGCGUAGGGAAAUGAGGGUUUAUGUUUGGUGCUGGACUGGAAUGAGACUUUGUAUGAUUCAGAUGGCCAUUUUCGGUUGAGGUAGACACGUAGGUGCUGGGUUAGAGCAUUUUCGAUUGCAUGUACAAGUAUUCCUAUUGCAACUCUAUCUAACGACUUUGAGACAUACGAAGUCUGGAAGCAG
Alternaria rosae is the source of this 1549-nucleotide messenger RNA. RefSeq names its product pyruvate dehydrogenase E1 component subunit beta. The record is from RefSeq and is a predicted model, not a curated record. The coding region runs from base 173 to 1297 and encodes 374 amino acids. Gene Ontology annotation, molecular function: pyruvate dehydrogenase (acetyl-transferring) activity. The transcript has 5 exons. Gene Ontology annotation, biological process: pyruvate decarboxylation to acetyl-CoA. NCBI's taxonomy places the organism in Eukaryota, Fungi, Ascomycota, Dothideomycetes, Pleosporales, Pleosporaceae.